UUUUUUGCCUUCUUACGUUAUUGCUUCUUAUAUCUACACAACGAGCUGCUGUCUUCGAAAGUACUUUGAAAGCCAAGCGCUGGCAGUUUGCGCGUAACAUUCUUGGCGGUUGUGCGCGUAAGUUGCGUUUAAAACGCGUUAGAAGUGAAAGAUUUUUAAUAAAGAUUUCAAAGCAACACGAAAUUUUUGUCUCUUUUUCUUAAAGAAUUGUAAAAAAUUAUAUAAAAAAAAUUAAGUUUGAAAUUCCCUCGUCGUCACCUUCAAAUGAUUCGCCGGCGACAAUGCUAAAUUUUGUUAUGUGCAUUAUAUAAGUUUUGUUUUUGCUAUUGUAUUUUUUGUUUUCUUCCUGCGCCGAAUGAUUGUUUGCCUCAAUUGCAAAAAUGUUUUAUCUCAUGUUUGCCAAACUUCUGCGCACUUUUCCUCAAACUUAUCACAAAAAUGGCAGAGAACUUUGCGUUGGGGAUCACCAACGUCGACGGCAGCAGCGGCAGCGGGAUUGUGUCAGCAGAGCUAUGUCGCCGCGACGAUGGAUUUUGUUGCUUAUCUUUUACAUAGCGUAUUUGAUGUUCGGCGCCAGCAUCUACUACCACAUAGAGCACGGCCUCGAAAAGCAGCAGCGAGCGGCGGAAUUGAGAGAGCGUAUUGAAAUUAACGAAUAUCUUGUUGGUGAGUUAGCCGGCAAGAAUGAGAGCACCAUUAAUGAUGUACUCGAAAACAUUUCAACUUAUUGUGGCAAGUCUGUCACCAACUACACAGCGGAUGAGUUUGAGCCACCUUAUACAUGGACAUUUUAUCAUUCGUUGUUCUUUGCCUUCACUGUAUGUUCCACGGUGGGUUAUGGCAAUAUAUAUCCAACCACAUUUGCGGGACGUCUUAUAAUGAUAUUUUACUCUAUCAUUGGUAUACCGGUCAAUGGUAUACUCUUCGCGGGCUUAGGCGAUUACUUUGGUAAAACGUUUGAAUUAAUUUAUCGACGUUAUAAAAGAUACAAACUCUCACACGAUAAACAUUAUGUGCCGCCGCAGUUAGGUCUAUUCACAGCCAUACUUAUUGCCCUAAUACCGGGUAUUGGUAUCUUCAUAUUAUUACCGGCACUUGUGUUCACAUACUUUGAGAAGUGGUCUUACUCCAUUUCCAUCUAUUUUGCUUAUGUGACCACGACCACUAUCGGUUUUGGUGAUUUCGUGCCGACGUUUGGACCGGAUCAGCCACGGGAAUUCGGCGGCUGGUUUGUGGUGUAUGAGAUUUUUGUCAUAUUCUGGUUUAUAUUCGCUUUAGGUUAUUUAGUCAUGAUUAUGGGCUUCAUAACGCGUGGCUUACAAAGUAAAAAGCUAAGACGUUUAGAACAACAACUCUCAACAAAUAUAAAAACAACGCAAAAUCGUAUUUGGUCUGGUGUCACAAAGGACGUGGGACAUUUGCGACGAAUAUUGAAUGAGCUGUAUAUCCUGAGAGUGAAGCCCGUAUACACUGAACCGGAUCUAACACAGCAACUGCAUCGUUCCAAUUCUGCACCCGAGCUUACAAUGUAUCGUGUGGAGCCGCCCCCAGAGCUGCCACGUAAGCGCGCUUUCUCCGAGAGCUAUGAUGUCGUUGAAGCACGCGGCGUGCUCGCACCCUUACGUGCCUCGUCCGACACUGAACUCGACAAGCUAGAUAAGCAGAAAUCCUUCCAGGAUGCAGAUGUAUUUUUGCAGACUACCGAACUGUUGGCCAAGGUGGUGGGUGCGCUGGGCGCAGUACGCGUGCCGCCGCCAGAGGAAGAUGAUGGCAGUAUGUUUGGCGGCUAUCACGGUCUGUCUGAUUCACAAAUAUUGGCGAGUGAAUGGUCUUAUCCGAGCAUAAAUGAGGCGCCCAAACCACGUGGACGUGCCAACUCGGAUUACAACUUCGAGCCGCCAUGGCGUCAACGUCGUCCAACAGCACUGCCGAAUGAGUGGACCUGGAGUGGGGAUAAUGAACGAAUACAGGAGGCGAUUAACAAUCGUUAUAAGGAAGGUGAUAGCCGUGAUCUCUACCGUUCCAGUUUUGGUUUACCACCUCGUGAAUAUGUUGUGAAUAUGGAAGAGGAGGAACCUCAAAAACCACGUAUGAAGAAGUUCUCUAUGCCCGAUGGUCUGCGCAAGUUGUUCCCAUCGAAAAAACGACCCUCGCAGGAGCGUAUCACAUCAGCUGAGGCUGGCACAGACAUUUCUAUGCCGAAUGGUGCACGGCGUUUCUCUAUAAUGAGCGUCCCGGAGUCUGCGCGUCGCACUCCGCCACUCGACUACUACAGCACAGUGGCGGCGGACGCAAAUUCACCAUAUUACGGUAAUGGCAAGCCAACAGCUCUACCUGGUCUGCCAAGCAGUUACCCUUCAGAUGGCAAUUUGACCUCGAAACAACCAGCCAAUGGAUUCCCGGCAAGUGCUGUGGGCGGUGGGGCGCGUAAACGACGUGAGUCGAUAUUCACACAGAAACCUUCUGCGGGCGCCAGACGUGGCAGUCUGUUUCCCUCAUCAAACGCCGCUGGGCUCACACAACGACGCGGGAGUCUCUUUGCCCCGGGAAUACAGCCGAAUGCAGGCGCACCACAGCGGCGCGGCAGUCUUUUUCCCACCAGCGGACGAGGCGCAGCAGACCGACGUCCUAGCCUCUUCUCUGUGGCCUCAGAGGAGGAACGUGAAGUGUUGGAGAAUACAACAAUUGCUGAUUUAAUCCGGGCCUUGGAGGUGAUGCAUACACAAACUGUAAUGGACGAGGCCGCCGAUAGUCCGCCGGUUAUAACACACAGCGAUAUGGGCGGCAUAUUUGGCGGUGCAGAGAAGCAACGUAAGAUGGGAAAUGCAGGCAUGGAGUUACCAGACGUGCCGCCCUUAUUCUCGCUGCUUGGUAGCGAUAAUAAACGAGCUAUGAACGCGGCAGCGGCGAAUCGCUUAUACGCCCGUCGAUCCACCGUCGUUGGCGCCUUGCCUACUUCGUUUAAUGCGCCGAUGGGUUCCACAACCGCACUAGCACCAUCUGCAUCUGUGUCGUCCGGACCGACAAGCAUGUUGACGCGACGCCGCAAGUCAUCAGCUGUGCAACAAAUACCCGAACCUCCACCGAGUUACAGCGAGCGCGAUACAAAUGCAAAUAAUGGUAGCAACCAAGCGGCAGCUGGUAAUAAAUUCAAACGUCGUUUCAGCGUACGUCUCACCGCACUACAAAUACCACCCGGCAAAGCGCCUCCACCGACCACAAGUGGUAGCACCGCUACUCCCGCUACACCAACACUACCACCAUCAACCACGCAGAGUGUCUUCCAGCGUCGUGCCUCAUUACGUCCAUCGCCAUUAGCGCGAGAGCUCAAUAUAUCCACAACACCCUCAUCGACUAGCAGCUCAGGCGAUCCCAGUCCGACUAGCCCCACGGGCAGUGGAGGCACAGUGUCGAGUACGACACGUCUGCUGCCGGCCAGUUCUGCGCCCUCUUCUUCUGCUGGCGCAGCAGCACGCCCACCCUCAACCGGCAGCACACAUUCGCCGCUCUCGCGCAUUGUACAAAUAACACAGGCGCAACGUAAGAGCAGCAAGCCUGAGGGUUUCCCAAUGGAGCGCACACAGAAGCCGGAGGACGUGUAGGCUUAAGAUAUCCGAGCUCUGAAAUUCAUUGAUUUAAGUGGCUUCCAAAGUGCCAAUUAGUUGUAAAAAUGAAAUUAAUUGUAUAUUAUGCUCUCUUAGGUUGUGUUAGUAAGCAGAAUAACGGUAUGCCAUAAGUUUGCCACCGUCUUAAUUAAUAAUUUACUGACAUUAUUAGUAUUAUUUGUUGCCUCUAUUUGAUAGUAAACGAAAACCACAUGAAAAAGGACCCCCGUUAACCCUUAGAUGAUCGCUAAUAGUGUAGGGUUCUAAAUCCCGAAAAUUGCCAAAAACAAGUUAUUGUGAUAAGUUUAGUAUUAGCCAAAUGGAAGUAGCUUAUUUUUUAUCGAUUAAUAAAUUAUAUCUAUAUACAUAUAUGUAUGUAUUUAAAAGUUUAUAUAUGACAAAUUAAGAAGAAAUUUCUGCACAUUAAUUUCAUGUUAUUUAUUGCUUUUUAUCCAUUUAUCUGCCUAUCCCAUGCACCCAUUAGUUACAAUUACACACUAUUUAUCUUCUGGCUUUCACAUUUAGCAAUUUUAAAUUCUUAGUAAAAAUUGUUCAAAAAUUUGAGAACGUUUGCGGGGCGAAGAUGAACAAAACAAAAUGUUGCCAAAUAAAGAAGCUAUGAACUACGAAAAA
Molecule: messenger RNA, 4238 nt
Organism: Ceratitis capitata (Mediterranean fruit fly)
Lineage: Eukaryota; Metazoa; Arthropoda; Insecta; Diptera; Tephritidae
Gene: Ork1
Product: open rectifier potassium channel protein 1
Exons: 6
Coding region: 381-3602 (1073 amino acids)
Biological process (GO): stabilization of membrane potential; potassium ion transmembrane transport
Cellular component (GO): membrane
Molecular function (GO): potassium ion leak channel activity
Source: RefSeq, a predicted model, not a curated record